Molecule: messenger RNA, 303 nt
Organism: Lactuca saligna
Lineage: Eukaryota; Viridiplantae; Streptophyta; Magnoliopsida; Asterales; Asteraceae
Source: the annotation of a GenBank genome assembly
AUGGGUAUUCGUAUGCCUCGGAUCAUUCAAGCGAAACAAAUUCUUCAAAGGUCUUUGUCAAAUGGAACUCGCACAUCAACAAUGGAUCUACCAAAAGGCUAUUUUGCAGUUUAUGUUGGGGAGCAAGAGCAAGAAAAGAAGCGCUUUGUGGUUCCUGUGUCGUUGUUAAGCCAACCUUCAUUUCAAGACUUAUUACAUCAGGCAGAGGAAGAGUACGGAUAUGACCAUCCAAUGGGUGGCCUCACAAUCCCAUGUAGCCAGCACAUAUUCUAUGAUCUCGCAACUAGUCUGGGCGCAUUAUGA